Messenger RNA from Cyprinus carpio (common carp), 3114 nucleotides. RefSeq names its product exocyst complex component 8. Gene Ontology annotation, cellular component: exocyst. Gene Ontology annotation, biological process: exocytosis; intracellular protein localization; Golgi to plasma membrane transport. The record is from RefSeq and is a predicted model, not a curated record. Lineage: Eukaryota; Metazoa; Chordata; Actinopteri; Cypriniformes; Cyprinidae.
GUGAUGUGACGUCACGGGGAGGUGUCGCGCGAUUCCUGUUGAGGAAGUGAUGAGCACUGCAGCUCCACUGCAAUGACAGCCUGAUUGUCACGCGAUUAUCCUCACGUCUGUGUUUCAUUUUCGCCGUAACAUCGCAAAAAAUGGCAGAGACUGGAAAUCGUUUGCGUAAGUUGCUGGAAUCCCCUAAUUUUGACCCUCAGUCGUACGUGAAGCAGCUCUCGCAGCAGUCGGACGGGGACCGGGAUCUACAAGAACACCGACAGAAAGUACAAACACUCGCCGACGAAACCGCGCAAAACCUGAAGAAAAACGUUUAUAAAAACUACAGGCAGUUUAUUGAGACAGCCAAGGAGAUUUCUUACUUGGAAAGUGAGAUGUAUCAGCUGAGCCACAUUCUCACUGAGCAGAAGAGCAUCAUGGAGAGCAUUACACAGUCUCUCCUGUCCACAGAUAAAGACCAGGCAGCCAGAGAGAUGCUCGCAGCCUUCCCAAAGGAGACCGAAGAGGUUAAACAAAGAACCCUAACCACACUUUUGGAAAAAGUGGAGGGUUGUAAGAACAUCAUGGAAACCCCAGGCAGAUAUCUGGUCUAUAAUGGUGAUCUUUUGGAGUAUGACGCGGACAACAUGUCACAGAUCCAAAAGGUUCACGCGUUUCUGAUGAACGAUUGCCUGCUCAUAGCAACCUGGCUGGCCAACAGACGCGGAGCCGUGAAAUACAAAUAUGAUGCCUUGUAUGAUCUAGAAAACUUUGCGGUUGUGAACGUAAAAGACAACCCUCCGAUGAAAGACAUGUUUAAAAUCCUCAUGUUCCCCAAUAGCCGCAUCUUCAAAGCCGAGAACAGCAAGAUCAAGAAAGAGUGGCUGGAGAUUCUGGAGGAAACGAAGAAAAACAAAGUGGCGAAAGACAAAAACAUAAAGGAAGAGGAAGUUCCGACGUCGCCGGUCAGACAGGAAGUCUCCACAAACCCGUUUGACGAGGACGAACCUCUGGGUUCAGAGGAACUGGUGGAUCUCAGUCCCGAAUGGAUCCGGGAGCUUCCAGAGGACCUUGACGUGUGCAUCGCUCAGAGAGACUUUGAGGGUGCUGUUGAUCUUCUGGAUAAGCUAAACGAAUAUCUGAAGGAGCAACCAGUGAGUCCACGGGUGAAGGAGCUGAGGGGGAAGGUGGACGAGCGUGUUCGACAGCUGACCGAGGUCCUGGUGUUCGAGCUCUCGCCGGAUCGCUCGCUCCGUGGAGGACCGAAAGCCACGCGGCGAGCCGUCUCUCAACUCGUUCGCCUGGGACAGUCCACGAAGGCCUGUGAGCUGUUUUUGAAAAACAGAGCGGCGGCCGUCCAAACCGCCAUCCGGCAGCUUCGCAUCGAGGGCGCCACACUGCUUUACAUCCAAAAGCUCUGCAACAUCUUCUUCACGAGCAUGCUUGAAACCGCCAGGGAGUUUGAGACUGAUUUCGCAGGCAACACUGGCUGCUACUCCGCCUUCGUUGUCUGGUCUCGUUCGGUGAUGAAGAUGUUCGUAGAUGCCUUCAGCAAGCAGGUGUUUGACAGCAAAGAAAGCUUGUCCACCGCUGCAGAAUGCGUGAAGUUCGCCAGCGAGCACUGCAUGCAGCUGAGCGAGAUCGGCUUGGAUCUGACCUUCAUUUUGCAGUCGUUACUCGUGAAAGACAUCAGGGCGGCUCUCCAAAGCCAGAAGGACAUCAUCAUAGAAGCAACGAAGCAUCGUAACUCUGAGGAGAUGUGGCGUAGGAUGAACCUGAUGACCCCUGAAGCUCUGGCCAAGCUCAAGGACGAAAUGCGAAGCUGCGGGAUCGGCAGUUUCGACCAGUAUACGGGAGAAGACUGCUGGGUCAACCUGAGCUACACCAUCGUGGCCUUCACCAAGCAGAUGAUGGCCUUCCUGGAGGAAGGGCUGAAGCUGUACUUCCCCGAGCUGCACAUGGUGUUUCUGGAGAGUCUGCGGGAGAUCAUACUGGUUGCGGUGCAGCAUGUGGACUACAGCCUGCGCUGCGAGCAGGAGGCCGAGAAAAAGGCCUUUAUUUUGCAGAACGCGUCGUUCCUGCAUGAGACGGUGCUUCCUGUUGUGGAGAAGCGGUUUGAGGUGGGAGUCGGGAAACCAGCCAAACAGCUCCAGGAUCUGAGGAAGAGCUCUCGGCCUGUCAAGGUCAACCCCGAGAGCACCAUGUCUCUCGUCUAAUAGAGAUGAGUUCGGAUGUGAAUGAAGGAGACUAACUAGAAGUCUUCAAAUCUCAUUUCACUACGUUGCACUCAUGUGACUAAUUUUUGGUUUUGUGAUGCACUCCUAACCUCUCACACUCUUUAAAGAUAUAGUUCACUGAAAAUAAAAAUGUUAAAUUUUUUUUUACUCACCUUUAUGACAAAGCUUUAUGUUGCUGUACACAGAACACGAAAGGAGAAAUUAAAAACUCUAACUGUACCUAAUUGCAUCUUUUAAAUUUCAGCCACAGAAUAAAACAAAACAGGUAAUUGUGACUUUUUAUCUCACAAUUCUGACGUGUUUAUAUCUCAUAAUUGUGAGUUUAUUGCUCACGAUUCUAAUUUGUUGUAAGUUUACAUUAUGAACUAUUUUUCUCAGAAGUGAGAAUUGUAAAGAAUUGUGAGGAAAAAAAUUGUAAUUGCCUUUUAUUUUUUUAUUCUGUGGCUGAAACGGGCUUCUAUGUCAAACCAAAUGGCAACAGUGUAACACUUAAAUGUAAUAAUAUUUAGAGUAUUAAUUGUGCUUUGUCGAGAGAUCAGCUGUUGGUUCUUUAAUCAUUUAUAAUGAACUGUAUAUUAUUAAAGUACAUGGAAAUUAAUAUUGCCCUAUUAAAAUGUAAAGAAUUACAUUUAAUUUGUCAUUUCAAUCAAACAAAAAGACAGACGUUAAGAUGAAAACACUUUUAUAUAUACUGCUUUCUCUUGAGUGUAUUUUUGGACACAUAAACAUAAACACUUUUGGUUUAAAAAAGCAAGGUGCAUUAUACUCCCUUAAUAUGAAUAUGCUGUAUUCUUUUGAUCCUAUGCUCCAGAUGUCGAAGCUUUUAAAUGUAGUGGGCCCUGGUGUACAGGGAAUUGUUCAAUAAAAAUAAAUCUCUGGGAAAAAUCCCAAAGCCAAA